UGUGAGGAGUUCAAGGAGAAGUGCCCCAUCUGCGUGCCUUGCGGGCUGAAGCUGGCCGAGAAGACGCAGACGGCCAUCGUCCGCCACUUUGGCCUGCAGAUCCUGGAGCAUGUGGUCAAGUUCCGCUGGAACAACAUGCCUCGCCUGGAAAAGGUUUAUCUGAAGAAUAACGUCAUGGGCCUUAUAUCCAGCGGAACUCAAAGUAUUCUAGAGGAGGAAAGUCACAUUAAGGAUGUUCUGUCUCGUAUUGUGGUGGAGAUGAUUAAGCGCGAAUGGCCUCAGCACUGGCCUGAUAUGCUAAAGGAGCUGGAUACCAUUUUGCGACAUCAGGAAACACAGACAGAAUUGGUGAUGUUCAUCCUCCUACGCUUGGCAGAGGAUGUGGUGACUUUUCAAACACUGCCUACCCAGCGGCGACGAGAUAUCCAGCAAACCCUCACCCAGAACAUGGAGAAGAUCUUCAGCUUCCUGCUUACUACCUUGCAGCAGAAUGUCAACAAAUACAGACGCAUGAAGGCUGAUCUGGGUCAGGAGCCAAAGGCCCAGGCAAACUGCCGUGUGGGGAUUGCAGCACUCAACACCUUGGCUGGCUACAUUGACUGGGUGGCCCUGAGCCACAUCACAGCAGACAACUGCAAACUCUUGGAGAUGUUGUGUCUGCUCCUAAAUGAACCUGAGCUCCAAAUAGGAGCAGCAGAAUGUCUCCUCCUCAGCUCCCUGCCCCCUCCCUCUAUUUUUUUUUUUUCCUCCUCCUCUUCUGGGAAGCUGGAGGAUCGGAAGCCUCUGAUGGUCUUAUUUGGAGAUGUUGCCAUGCACUACAUUCUCUCUGCUGCCCAGACAGCAGACGGGGAAGGCCUGGUGGAGAAGCACUAUGUUUUCUUGAAAAGACUUUGCCAAGUUUUGUGUGCGCUGGGCAGCCAGCUGUGUGCGCUGCUGGGCUCAGAUUCUGAUGUGGAAACACCAACCAACUUUGGAAAAUACCUUGACUCAUUUUUAGCCUUCACAACCCAUCCCAGCCAAUUUCUGCGCUCUUCCACCCAGAUCACCUGGGGAGCCCUCUUUCGGCAUGAAGUUCUGUCCCGAGACCCGUUGUUGCUGGCUAUGAUUCCCAAGUAUCUUCGUGCGUCUAUGACCAACCUGGUGAAGGUGGGCUUUCCCUCUAAAACAGACAGCCCCAGUUGUGAAUACUCUCGCUUUGAUUUUGACAGUGAUGAGGACUUCAACGCCUUCUUCAACUCUUUUCGAGCCCAACAAGGAGAGGUAAUGAGGAUGGCUUGUCGUCUGGAUCCUCGAACUGGCUUCCAAAUGGCUGGGGAAUGGCUGAAGUACCAACUCACAGCUCCUGUUGAUACUGGACCCAUGAACUCUAAGACGGGCGAAGGUCUCUGCUCCAUCUUCUCUCCCUCCUUUGUUCAGUGGGAUGCCAUGACCUUCUUCUCAGAGAGCGUCAUCAGCCAGAUGUUUCGAACCCUGGAUAAAGAUGAAAUCCCAGUAAAUGAUGGCAUAGAUCUGCUGCAGCUUGUCCUUAGUUUUGAAACAAAGGAUCCUCUCAUCCUGUCCUGUGUGCUCACCAACGUCUCUGCUCUCUUCCCGUUUGUCACUUACCGACCGGAAUACCUACCGCAAGUCCUUUCCAAGCUGUUUGCUUCAGUUACCUUUGAAGUUAUAGAAGAAAGUAAGGCUCCUAGAACUCGAGCAGUGAAGAAUGUGAGAAGGCAUGCAUGCUCCUCAAUCAUAAAGAUGUGUCGGGAUUACCCCCAGCUUGUCCUGCCAAACUUUGAGAUGUUGUACAACCACGUGAAGCAGCUGCUCUCCAAUGAGCUGCUCCUGACACAGAUGGAGAAGUGUGCCCUUAUGGAGGCCCUGGUCCUCAUCAGCAACCAGUUCAAGGACUAUGAGCGGCAGAAGGCUUUCCUGGAGGAGCUCAUGGCUCCUGUUGCCAGCUUAUGGCUCUCCACAGAGAUGCAGAGGGUCCUCUCAGAUCCUGAAGCCUUUAUCUCCUAUGUGGGUGCAGAUAACAAAAUUGCUGAUCCAGUCUUGGAAGAUCCUAGUGGCCUGAACCGUUCUAGAAUAAGCUUUUGUGUGUACACCAUUCUGGGAGUUGUGAAACGAGCUCGCUGGCCCGUUGCUACAGAAGAGGCUAAAGCUGGAGGAUUCCUGGUUGGUUACAUGCCCAGUGGCAGUCCAAUCUACCGUAACCCUUGCACUGAGCAGGUCCUGAAACUUCUUGACAACUUACUUGCUCUCAUAAGGACUCACAACAAUCUCUACAUGCCAGAGAUGGUGGCUAAGCUGGGGGAAACGUUUGCAAAGGCCUUAGACAUGCUGGAGGUGGAGAAGAACGCCAUCCUCGGUCUCCCUCAGCCUCUGCUGGAACUUUAUGAUUCUCCUGUUUACAAAACGGUCUUAGAAAGGAUGCAGGGCUUCUUUUGUACCCUCUACGACAACUGUUUCCACAUCCUGGGAAAUGCAGGCCCCUCCAUGCAGCAGGAUUUCUAUACUGUUGAGGGUCUUGCCACCCAGCUCCUCAGCUCAGCUUUCGUCAACCUCAACAACAUUCCUGACUACAGACUGCGUCCUAUGCUCCGUGUGUUUGUUAAGCCCUUGGUACUCUCCUGCCCUCCAGAAUACUAUGAAACCCUUGUCUGCCCCAUGCUGGGACCACUCUUCACGUAUCUGCAUGUGAGGUUGUCUCAGAAAUGGCAAGUGAUCAACCAGCGCAGCAUGCUUUGUGAGGAUGAUUCUGCAGACGACAAUCCUGAGUCUCAGGAGAUGCUUGAGGAGCAGCUGGUCAGGCUGCUGACCCGUGAAGUCAUGGAUCUCAUCACUGUUUGCUGUGUUUCUAAGAAAGGUGCUGAGCAUAACACUUCUGCUACUGUAGACGGAGAUGAUGAUGAGGUGAUGGCCACAGAAGUGACUGCCCCUGCCAGCGCAGAGCUCACUGAGCUCGGCAAGUGUCUGAUGAAGCAGGAGGAUGUUUGCACUGCUCUGUUAAUCACUGCCUACACAUCCCUCUCCUGGAAGGAUACCCUGUCAUGCCAAAGAACCACCACGCAGCUUUGCUGGCCGCUGCUCAAACAGGUGCUCCCAGGAAACCUGCUCCCUGAUGCUGUGUCUUGGUUCUUCACGAGUGUGUUGAAGGGGUUACAGACACAUGGGCAGCACGAUGGCUGCAUGGCAGCUCUUGUCCACUUGGCUUUCCAGAUCUACGAGGCCUUGCGCCCUCGCUACGCUGAGCUGAAGGCAGUGAUGGAGCAGAUCCCAGACAUCCAGAGGGAAUCUUUGGAGCAGUUUGAAUCAAAACUUCUCAACCCAACGCUGCAGAAGGUGGCAGAUAAGCGCCGGAAGGAUCAUUUCAAGCGCCUUAUCACAGGCUGCAUUGGGAAGCCCCUUGGGGAGCAGUUCCGCAAGGAGGUUCAUAUCCGGAACCUCCCAUCUCUCUUCAAAAAGGUGAAGCCAUCACUGGAGACAGACGUGCUAGAGAAUGAGGAUGGAGAGGGCCUCACUGCACUCUUUGAGCCCUGAGCCUGGGACACUGCAGCCAUCUCCUCCCCUACCUUAUAUUUGGUCUCUCCUCAUAGUAAGCACAUUAGGUUCUCUCUGUCAUCUCCACGAGCAUUCACCUGAAUAAAGCCCCUUACAGGUCCUGUCCUGUUCUCCCUACAUGGGGAUGGGGCCUGGGGUGGCAUUUGAUCCAGUCCGUUAAGCUUUUUUGAUUCCUUCCCCUCCCCUCUGAGUAUUAGCAGCUUUAGACCUCUGCUUCUCUGCAGGGUGGAAGCUGAGCCUACAGACUGGCAAAGCCUGGUCAUUCUCUAGCCUUGGGUGUCUCUAGCUCCACCUCUUCAUCCCUGGGCAUUUAGGAGUGAUGCAAAAGGCAAAAGAGUGCCCCAUCUGAAAAGGGGCUGCCCUAAUCUUACUCUGGGUGGUAGUAGCCAGGCUUUGCAGGGAACACAUCAGACACUCCCGUCAUGCCCACAGGCACUUGUCCCUAGUGGACUUGUCUUCUGAUGAAUC
This is a messenger RNA of Struthio camelus australis, 4014 nucleotides long. Lineage: Eukaryota; Metazoa; Chordata; Aves; Struthioniformes; Struthionidae. The record is from RefSeq and is a predicted model, not a curated record.